AUGCCCACCUCACAAUUCCCUUUAAAUAACAGCACACUCCUCCUCCUUCAAACUCACUCAUCAACCAAAUUACUUAACCCUAGCUAGCUAUGGCUUCCACCAAGAAUCUCUCAGCCUCCAUUUUCAUUCUCUCAAUCCUCAUUCUGUCAACUCUCUCCGACGCUUGUGGCGUUUGCGAGCCUAAAAAACCUACAAAACCGAAGCCGAAGCCUUCGAAAGAAACCUGCCCUAUCGAUACGCUCAAACUCGGUGUUUGCGCAGAUGUUCUGGGACUUGUUAACGUUGUUGUCGGAAGUCCGCCGUCCGGAAGCAAAUGCUGUGCUCUUAUUCAAGGGUUGGCUGAUGCUGAAGUUGGUUUGUGUCUGUGUACUGCCAUUAAAGCUAAUGUUCUUGGAAUUAACUUGAAUGUGCCUGUUUCACUUGGCUUGCUUGUUAGUGCAUGUGAAAAGACCCUUCCCCCUGGUUUUACAUGUCCUUCUUAAGUACAUUGGGGGACAGAUCUGUCAUUUUCUUUGUGUUUCUCUGUGUCAAAAGCAAAAAUGUUUCUUGGUGUUUGUUGUAGCUAAUUAAUGGAUUCGGGUCAAUUGGUGGGUUUGUAUUGGGUUUUCUUGCUUUAGAAGUUUGUGUUUUUUUGCGUUUUGUAACUCUUGUUGCUAAUUAAAUUCAGAUGUGUGAUAUGUUUAAAUAACUUGGCAAGAUUUGUUUGCCUUUGUUAGUUUUUAAUUUGUGUAUUAUUUUCAUGAUUAAUGUAAGUUGUUAAUCAUGAUUGGUUA
This is a messenger RNA of Mercurialis annua (annual mercury), 773 nucleotides long. Its product is annotated as 14 kDa proline-rich protein DC2.15-like. NCBI's taxonomy places the organism in Eukaryota, Viridiplantae, Streptophyta, Magnoliopsida, Malpighiales, Euphorbiaceae. The record is from RefSeq and is a predicted model, not a curated record. The coding region runs from base 90 to 482 and encodes 130 amino acids. The transcript has a single exon.